AUGUCCACCCCGCAUCCCCUCUCUCAGCUGAGCAUCAGCGAAACCACAACAGCCCGCGAUGUGGUUCGUCGCUCUCAUCCAGGAACCGUCCUGAACUUUCGAGUUAUCUUCCUUCUCGAGCCCCCGAAAGCCGAUGUUGAGGCCUUUCUGGACCUUGAGCACUCUGGCAAGCUUACCGCUGAGUCGCCACGUCCACCAAGAUUGGCCCAGGCUUGGUACGAUGUCAUUGGCAACACACGUAUCCCGCAGUAUCAUGAAACAAUUGUCGAUUUGACCAAGGCCGAGAUUGUCGACCAAAAGGUCAUUGAUCCCAAGAGCAAGCCCAGUCUCUCCAUGUGGGAGUUUGACAAGGUAAUCAAGUGCGUCGAGACAUCACCAGCCGUCAAAGAAAAGAUCGAUGAGCUGCGUCUCCCCGAAGGAUUUGAAGUUGUCGUCGAGCCUUGGCCAUACGGAGCCCCAGAUGCAGGCGAUGACGAUGAGCGUGUCUUCCAAGCCCUCCUCUUCGCCCAGGACAAGAGGAGCGGAAAUCCAGAUUCCAACUUCUACGCUUACCCGCUACCCAUCAUCCCAAUCAUGAACUACAACACCGGAGAAAUCAUCCGCAUCGACAUGCCCGCCACCGGCGGAGGAGAUGACCCUCUGACUGGCCGGACCAACUUUGGAGGCAUCAUCGAUCACUGCGACACGGCGGAAUACGUCCCAGAGCUUCUCCCCGACGGUACGAGACAGGAUCUCAAGCCUCUUACUAUCGUGCAGCCGUAUGGGCCUAGCUUCAGGGUUGACGACAACCUCGUGCGGUGGCAAAAGUGGCAGUUCCGGGUCACGUUCAACCCUCGAGAGGGUGCCGUGCUUCACGACCUUCGGUACGAGGGCCGAAGUGUGCUGUAUCGUCUAGCCGUCAGUGAAAUGACCGUCCCAUACGCUGACCCUCGUACCCCGUAUCAUCGCAAGCAGGCUUUCGAUUUUGGCGAUGGAGGUCUAGGUAAUGCAGUCAACAACCUGACCCUUGGUUGUGACUGUCUUGGCGUUAUCAAGUAUUUCGACGGCGUGCUCGUCGACAACGAGGGCAACGCAACAGCAACCAAGAACGUCAUCUGCCUCCACGAACAAGACAACGGCAUCAACUGGAAGCACACCAACUGGCGCACCGGCCGAGCCGUAGUCACGCGUCGUCGAGAGCUCGUCGUUCAGUUUAUCAUCACGCUUGCCAACUACGAGUAUGUUUUCAACUUCAAGCUCGACCAAGCAGCCGGCAUCGUCGUCGAGGCCCGGGCGACAGGAAUCGUCUCGGUUGUCAACCUGGACCUCGGGAAGACGGCACCCUGGGGAAACGUGGUCAACCCUGGGGUUUUGGCUCAGAAUCACCAGCACGUCUUUUGCGUGCGUAUUGAUCCGGCCAUUGAUGGGAACAACAAUACGGUGGUGCAAGAAGAAAGUCUGCCUGUUGCCAUGGACCCCAAGACAAACCCCUAUGGCAAUCUCUACGAAGUUCGAAAAACACCCAUCGCCAAGUCCGGCGGCUUCGACGUAGAACCUCUCAACAACCGCGUUUUCAAGGUCCAGAAUACUGAAAAGAUCAACCCGAUAUCUGGCAGGCCCGUCGGCUACAAGCUGGUUACCCCUGCCACGCAGAAGCUCCUCGCAGACCCCCGCAGCGUGCAGGCAAAGCGAGCCCUCUUUACACAACAUCACCUCUGGGUCACGAAGUACAAGGAUGAAGAGCUAUACGCCGCCGGACGAUACACCCACUUGGGCAAGAACGAGACAGGAGGCGUCACCGACGCCGCAGCGCGAAACGACGAUGUCCUCAAUGAAGAUGUUGUCCUCUGGAGCUGCUUCGGUCUCACGCACAACCCGCGUGUUGAGGAUUGGCCCGUAAUGCCCGUCGAGAUUCUUCAGGUUUCUCUCACGCCUUCGGACUUUUUCACGCAGAACCCUGCUAUUGACGUGCCUUCGGAUAAGGACCUGGGUUCCCAAUCAGCAGAUGGAUGCUGCAGGGAGCCUAGGCUAUGA
Fusarium keratoplasticum is the source of this 2013-nucleotide messenger RNA. RefSeq names its product Amine oxidase. Gene Ontology annotation, molecular function: primary methylamine oxidase activity; quinone binding; copper ion binding. The record is from RefSeq and is a predicted model, not a curated record. Lineage: Eukaryota; Fungi; Ascomycota; Sordariomycetes; Hypocreales; Nectriaceae. The coding region runs from base 1 to 2013 and encodes 670 amino acids. Gene Ontology annotation, biological process: amine metabolic process. The transcript is spliced from 5 exons.